GUAGUGCAGAGGUUCCUCCUGUGAGGCAAGCCUCCAUCUCUCUGGUGUUCCUCCUGCUGGAGUGAAUAUGUAACAGUGAAUAAAUUACAGGCUUCAUUGCAGUAGAGUGAGUGCAUGUUGUGUUGCAGCCUCAGCUGCUGGGUUUCUCCUCUGGCAACAGCUGGUGGAACCGUGUUUCGACAUCAGAGGCUGAAGAAGCUUGUGUGGACGAAGGGUACCGGGAAGGAGAAGGGAUUUAGUGUAGAGACACAAAGUGUAGGUUGUGAUGUUGGUUUUCUUUUCCACACUGAGUUUUAAGUGCCAGAGAGGUGGGCGCUUUAGAUUUGAGUCACCCCAGUAGCUGAUCGAGGAGGAGAGGAGUAAAGCGGGAGGAUAACGUGGAAAAGAGAAGUGGAAGGAUACAGGAUGAUCUUAGGAAGUGUAAACCGACCAGGGCCGGUCCCUGCCUUCCUCAGGAGCCCACCUGUCAUCCCAACCCCCCUGGAUAUGAAGCCCUUUCUUCAGUUUCCCUUGGAAUCGCCUCACCCAGCAAGCAUUGGUCUCUUUCACAACUUUAAUACAAUGGACCCUGUCCAGAAGGCAGUGAUGACGCACACCUUCGGGCCACCUAUGGUGAAAACAAAGAGACCAAUAAUCUCCUGCAAUGUGUGUCAAAUACGCUUCAAUUCUGAGAGUCAGGCAGAGGCCCAUUAUAAGGGGAACCGCCACGCUCGAAGAGUGAAGGGUAUUGAAACAUCUAAGACAACACGUCCCCAAGAUGGAGACAAACAGCAUCCUCCCCCAUCUGCUUCACCAGCCCCUCCAGGACUCUUGCCGCCCAGUCCGAAGCCCGAUCCUAAUCAUAAUAAGCAGGAUGACACUCAGUACUGUCUCAACUUGAAAGAGCCACCUUUGACUCCAAACUGUCUUCCAACACCCACACUGAGCUCAGCAGACAUAGAGUGCCCCCUCAGCACACCGUUGCCAUCCUCUCCUUCCCCCUCUGCAGCCUUCAGUGUCCCCUCAGCAGAUCCAGCAGCUGCUGGUCUUCCUGACACCCCUUCCCCAGCACCCAGCCCGUCUUCAGGAGAGUCGGAGGAGGAGAAAGCCAAGAAGCUUCUUUACUGCUCCCUCUGCAAAGUAGCUGUUAAUUCCCUCUCACAGCUGGAGGCACAUAACAAAGGUACCAAACACAAAACUAUCUUGGAGGCUCGAAGUGGACUGGGACCGAUUAAAGCAUACCCACGUUUGGGUCCUAAACCCAGCCCUGAGCAGGGAGGGGAACUGUCCUCCGACCCAAAUACUCAGGAACGCACCUUCCACUGUGAGAUAUGCAACGUUAGAGUCAACUCUGAGCUGCAGCUUAAACAGCACAUAUCGAGCAGAAGGCACCGGGAUGGAGUUGCAGGGAAGCCUAAUCCUCUUCUCAGUCGGCACAAGAAGCGCACAGACUUUAUGGUAUAUAUUGUCUUUUCACUCAUAAUCUCACUAUCAUCAAGGUUUAAAACUUAUUUUGCAUUGAAAUUCUCCCUGUCUCUCUUUAAGGAACUUCCAAAAACUCUGGGGCCUGGACUUUUACCAAAUCCCCUGGCUGUUGCUGCAGCAAUGGCAGCAGCAGCAUCCUCAAAUCAGCUGGCACUACGUCCUCCUGGCCCGACCUCCCACCCUCACCACCAUCCUCACCUCCUACAAGGAACACCCCUCAGCCUGCUGAGACCAGCCCCAGGUCCCAUCCGCACUACACACGGGCCAAUCCUCUUCACUCCUUACUAACAGCGAGGAAACAAAGAUGAAUCAGGAAGAAGCACACUGUGAAUUGGAGGCAUCCAUGUGCCAUCGAGAGCCAAAUUGGCUGUUUUUGCUGGAACUGUUGAUUCAUUAUGAUAAGACGAAAAUAUUACUCGUCAUUGUGUUGAAAUGUAUGUUUCUGUCCUCUCCGGUCUCUCCUCCACACCAAACUGUCAGUGAGUGAUCGCAUGUCUGUGCAGGUAGUUUGAAGAGGAACCUAUAUAAACAUGUUUAUAUCAAUCACUUCCUUGAGUAUCUUCCAAACUGCAACUAAAUGUCCUCAUUUAUAGUAACAUGUGAUCCACUGCAUUGGACUUAAAACCCUACCUCUCCUUUGUUUUUAAUGUUCUUCUCUGCAGUGAUUCAUCACUAAAACAAAGCAUUAAUCCUAUCAAACAUGGAGUUAGAUGUAGUAACUGCCUCUAGCUGGCUAGCAUCAUACUGUAGCUGUCAUAGUGUAAUGGAUUACACCACUGUAAAGUUCUGCUUUUGUGGCCUAU
Melanotaenia boesemani (Boeseman's rainbowfish) is the source of this 2267-nucleotide messenger RNA. Its product is annotated as zinc finger protein 385A-like. Lineage: Eukaryota; Metazoa; Chordata; Actinopteri; Atheriniformes; Melanotaeniidae. The record is from RefSeq and is a predicted model, not a curated record. Gene Ontology annotation, molecular function: nucleic acid binding; zinc ion binding. The transcript is spliced from 7 exons. Gene Ontology annotation, cellular component: nucleus. Bases 406 to 1752 code for a protein of 448 amino acids.